AUGGUCACACCAACAUCGUUUGAUAAUAAUGUAUCAUGGAUACAACGAACAUUUAAAAAACGUGAAUGUAUUAAAUUUAUUCCAUCAAAAAUUGAACAACAAAUUGAACGUUGUUGUUGUGGACGAUAUUUUCAUGAACAUAAUGAACAUGUUAAAAUAGCAUCACAUGAUAUAAAUUUUUUAUCAAUAAAUAAAAAUGAAAUAUGGUCUACACAAAAACAUACAAGAACUGAACCAACAAAUGCAUUUGGUAUUAUUGAAUUUGAAGGCAUGGCACAUCCAGCUAAAGCUCAAUAUAUUCGUCUUUCGUAUGAUACACGUCCUGAUUUAAUAUUAAAAUUAUUUUUACGUGUAUGGAAUCUUAAAUUACCACGUCUUGUUAUAUCAAUUGAUGGUGGUAUUGCAAAUUUUGAAUUACAACCAAAACUUAAACGUGUUUUAAAAAAAGGACUUUUUCGUGCAGCUAAAACAACUGGUGCAUGGAUUAUAACAAAUGGUUGUCAACAAGGUGUUGUUAAACAUGUUGGUGAUGCACUUUUUGUUAAAUCACCAAAAGCUAAAUCAGAUAUUGUUUGUAUUGGAAUUUCACCAUGGGGUGUUGUUGAAGGACGUGAAAAUUUAAUUGGUGUUAAUAAACUUGUGUCAUAUCAUUCAAAAGCAUUAGCAACUAAAAAUAAUGCGACAUUAAAUAGUAAUCAUUACUAUUUUUUACUUGUUGAUAAUGGAACAAGUGGAAAAUAUGGAGGUGAAAUUUUAUUAAGAAAACGUUUUGAAAGAUUUCUAUUAAAACAAACAAAUGCACAAUCAACUGAGAAUUCAAAUAUUCCUGUUGUAUGUGUGGUUGUCGAAGGUGGAACAAAUACAAUUCGAAUGGUUUUAGAACAUGUUACAGAUAAUCCACCAGUACCCGUUGUUGUGUGUGACGGAAGUGGUCGUGCGGCUGAUCUGAUUUCAUUUACACAUCGAUAUGUUAGAGAAGAUGGUACAAUGUCUCCUGAAAUUCAAGCACAAUUAAUACAUACUAUAAUGAAAACAUUUUCGUAUACAAAAAAACAAGCAAAUAAUCUUUUUCAUGAAUUAAUGAUGUGUGUAAAAAAACGAGAUUUGAUUACAAUAUUUCGUAUUGGUGAAGAAUCAUCACAAGAUAUUGAUUUAUCAAUAUUAAUUGCUUUACUUCGUAGUUCAUGUGUAUCAUCAAUAGAUCAAUUAAAACUUGCUUUAACAUGGAAUCGUGUUGAUAUAGCUCGAAAUUAUAUUCUAUCUAGUAGUCAUCAAUGGCCAGAACAAGCAUUAGAAGAUAUUAUGAUGACUGCAUUAAUAACUGAUAAAGUUGAAUUUUGUCGAUUAUUACUUGAAAAUGGAAUAUAUAUGCAAAAAUUUUUAACUAUUCAUCGAUUAGAAGAAUUAUAUAAUACUCGUGAUGGUCCACCUAAUACUCUUCAUUAUAUUGCAAAAGAUAUACGAAAAAUUCGCAAGGCAGCUAUUACAGGUAUAUAUACAUUACCUGAUAUUGGUUUAAUUCUUGAAAAAUUAAUGGGUCAUGGUUAUCGAUCAAAUUAUACACGACGACGUUUUCGUACACGUUAUGCAACGAUGUUUCAUCAACCGAAUACAUUCGGACAAUUACGUCGAAUAGUAGUUAAUACAACAUUAAAACCAAUUGAUGAUACAUUUCAAUAUCCAUAUAAUGAAUUACUUAUAUGGGCAGUACUUACAAAACGACAUCAAAUGGCUUUAUUUUUUUGGGAACGAGGUGAAGAAGCUAUGGCGAAAGCAUUAGUAGCAUAUAAAUUAAAUAAAGCAUUAGCACAUGAAGCAGAUGAUGAUGAAUUAGAAAUUGAAGUAGCAACUGAAUUGGCUAGUUAUGCAGAUCAAUUUCGUGAAUUAGGUCUCGGUGUUCUUGAACAAUGUUAUCGUGAAAAUAAUGAUAAAACAUGUCAAUUAUUAACAUAUGAAUUAAAAAAUUGGUCUGAUUGGACAUGUUUAUCAUUAGCUGUUAUUUCUCAUCAUCAAGAAUUUGUAGCACAUAAAUGUUGUCAAAUGAUAUUAAAUGAUUUAUGGAUGGGUGGUAUGUCUAUACGACAUUAUCUUAAUUGGAAAGUUAUUGCUUCAAUAUUAUUUUUUCCACUUGUACUUCGUAUUGAAUUUAAAAGUGCUGAGGAAUUAAAAUUACAACCUAAAACACAUGAAGAACAUUUAGCAACACAAAAUGAUAGUGAUCCAGAUGAUGAUGAUGAUGAUGAUGAUGAUGAUGAUGAUAAUGAUAGUGAAAAUUAUCGUUCUGGAAUUCUAUCUAAUGAUCAAACACAACAUUAUAUAAUUGACGACAAUGAAAGUAAAAAAACUUCAAAAUUAAAUAAUGAUUCAUCAGUUGAAUUUAUUUUUGAAAAUAAACAUAUUAAUAAUGAACCAAUUGAAAUGAUUACAUUUAAUAAAUCAAUAAUUGAUCAUAGACAAACAUCAUUACCAAAUAUGAAACAAACUUUAUCAACACCUCUACAACAAACUGAUGAUAUAAAUGAUAUUAAUAUUGAUACAAUAAAAAAACCCGAUGAAUUACCUAUGACAAAUGAAAAUUCACCUAUAAAAACUUUAUCAUCGUCAUCAUCAUCAAUACCAAUAACACAACGUUUUUAUGAAUUUUAUAAUGCACCAAUAACAAAAUUUUGGUAUAAUGCUAUAUUUUAUGUUAUUUUUCUUUUUCUUUUUACUUAUAUGAUACUUAUACGUACACCAACAAAACCGAGUAUUGCAGAAUAUAUUGUAACAAUUUAUUUAGCAUCAUCAGCACUUGAUACAAUUCGAGAGAUUUGUACAAAUUCAUCACCACGUUUUAUACGUCGAUUAACAUUGUAUUUUUCCGAUUUUGUUCAUAUAUGUGAUUCAUUAGCAUUAUUGGUUUAUGGUAUUGGAUUUAUACUUCGAUUUAAUCCAAAUACUUUAUAUAUUGCACGUGUACUCUAUUGUCUUGAUGUAUCUUAUUGGUGGAUACAUUUAUUAACUUAUAUUUCUAUACAUAAAUCUCUUGGUCCAUAUAUUCAUAUUGCUGCACAAAAUUUAAUCGAUUUAUUUAAUUUUAUAAUCAUAAUACUUAUUGUACUUGUAUCAUUUGGAGUAUCUCGUCAAGCAAUUAAAUAUCCAAAUGAAUCAUGGACAUGGCGUUCAGUUAAAGAAAUAUUUCUUGAACCAUAUUUUAUGAUUUAUGGUGAAGUUUAUGCUGGUUCAAUUGAUCCUCCAUGUUUAGAAAGUGAACCAAAUGCUCCACAAUGUAUGCCAUUUCAUUGGAUAACACCAAUAACUAUGACAGCAUAUCUUAUAUUUUGUAAUAUAUUACUUCUUUCAAUACUUAUUGCAACAUUUAAUAAUACAUAUAUACGUAUAUCAAAAUCAUCUGAUCAAGUUUGGAAAUAUCAUCGUUAUUAUAUUGUACUUAAAUAUGAAUCAAAACCAAUGUUACCACCACCAUUAAUACUUUUUUCACAUAUAUUUCUUUUAAUUAAAAUUAUUAUACGUUAUUGUCGUGGAAAAAAAUUUAAAGUUGAUCAUGGAUUAAAAUUAUUUUUAAGUGAAAAAGAAGUUACUGAAAUACAUGAUUUUGAAGAAGAACAAAUUGAUGAAUAUUUUGUAAUGAAAGAUAGAGAAAAAAAGAAUACAACUGCUGAUCAAAUUGCAUUAACAUCUGAACGGGUCGAUGCAACCGUUUUACGUAUUGAUGAUAUUUAUCAACGUGAAAGUCAAAAUCGUGCUGUCCUUCAAAAUCUUGAUUGGCGUUUACAACGUUUAGAAGAUCUUAAUAUGAGCACACAUGAAAUGAUUCAAAAAAUGUUUUCAAAUCAAUUAUUUGAUAAACAAGAUCCAUUAUAUACAUUUCGUCAUCAAACAUAUUCGUUUGAUGAUAAUGAUAUAUAUGAUCAACAACGACGACAACGACGACGUUCAUCAUUAACAGAUUAUGAUUUAAAUUCUUUUAAAGAUAAACAUAUACCAAAAUCAACAACAAUGAUAAUUAAUCGAAAGUCAAUAUCAAAAAAUGAUCAAGUUUCAUCAUUUAAAAAACAAUCAAAUCAAUUUCAAAGACGAUCAACACUUCAUCGAUUAGAUUCAUUAAUAAAUCAUGAUUUAAAUAAUAUUAAUCGAAUACAAUCAAAUGAAUAUACUGCAAUAACUGAUGCUAUUGAUACAACUCAUCAUGAUGAUGUAUGGCGAUCAUUAAGUCCAAUAGUUAUCCGUCCUUCGAUUAUUGAUAAUAAAUCAAUGAUAUUAUUUGAAUCAAGAAAUGAAGAAACAACUGCAUAUGAUGCUGAAGAACAAACACAUAAUUUAAUUGGUGAAAUAAUACGAAAACGUGUUCGAAAAUCAUCAAUAAAUCAACCAAAUAAUAAUUCAAUAGAAUCUUAUUGCGAUAGUGAUCGUAUAUCACUUCUUUCAAUUGAUCUUAAUACUAGUUCAUCGAAUCUCAAUAUUGAAAUGCCAGAUGCAAAAAAUUAG
Messenger RNA from Rotaria sordida, 4488 nucleotides. NCBI's taxonomy places the organism in Eukaryota, Metazoa, Rotifera, Eurotatoria, Philodinida, Philodinidae. The record is from the annotation of a GenBank genome assembly.